AUGUUUACAGCAUACAUGAUAUUAAGUCCAAUAGUAGCUAUAGCAUUAGUAGGAUUAAACUGAUUAUUAGCUACUAGUAAUUCAUAUAUUGAAAAAAGUGGUCCUUUUGAAUGUGGAUUUACUUCUUAUCAACAAUCUAGAUCAGCAUUUAGUGUUGCUUUUAUAUUGGUCGCUAUAUUAUUCUUACCUUUUGAUUUAGAAAUAUCUUCUAUAUUACCUUAUGUAAUUAGUCCUUAUAAUAAUGGCCUUUAUGGUUUAAUUAUAUUAAUUAUAUUCUUAUUCUUAUUAGUUGUCGCUUUUAUAGUUGAAAUACAAUUAAAAGCUUUACAAUUAAAUAGAGAAUUUGUAGAUGAUGGCCCUAUUUCUAUAUUAUAUAAUAUAAAUAAAUAA
Molecule: messenger RNA, 390 nt
Organism: Lodderomyces oxycetoniae
Lineage: Eukaryota; Fungi; Ascomycota; Pichiomycetes; Serinales; Debaryomycetaceae
Source: the annotation of a RefSeq genome assembly